UCCCAUUUACAAGUGCGCUUACUUUUCUUUUCUUUUCUUUUCCACACUUCACUACUUUUUCUCUGUUAUUUUCGCGAGAAAAUGUCACCGGCAAUCGGAAAUAGCAGCAAGAUCCGGCACAUUGUCAGAGUCCGGCAAAUGCUACUCCGGUGGCGCAGGAAAUCGCGCGUAACGGCGCCGUCGGAUGUCCCUGCAGGGCACGUGGCACUGUGUGUGGGCCCGAGCAGCAUAAGGUUCGUGGUGCGCGCGACAUACCUGAACCACCCAAUCUUCAAGAAGCUUCUGGUGCAAGCGGAGGAAGAGUAUGGAUUCUGCAACGAAGGCCCCUUGACGAUCCCGUGCGAUGAGUCUCUCUUUGAAGAGCUCCUUCGGGUUAUGUCACGGUCCGAGUCGGGUCGGUUCUCAACCCUCGAAGAUUUCCAGAGGCGUUGCCACGUCGAUGUCCCUAGUUUUCUUGACGUCGUAGGAGAUUCCAGACCCUUGCUUUCUUGACCAGCCUAUUUUUGUUGCAUAAUAAUUAGUUAGUUACGAAAAAUAGGAGGCAGGUUUAAUUAUUUAUUUUACAUAUACAUUAUGUAAUUUGUAAAUAGUUCAGAAGGGAUAGAUCGGUCGUUGGGUAUUGUAAUUUGUGAA
Gastrolobium bilobum is the source of this 633-nucleotide messenger RNA. Its product is annotated as protein SMALL AUXIN UP-REGULATED RNA 12. Bases 82 to 492 code for a protein of 136 amino acids. Lineage: Eukaryota; Viridiplantae; Streptophyta; Magnoliopsida; Fabales; Fabaceae. The record is from RefSeq and is a predicted model, not a curated record. The transcript has a single exon. Gene Ontology annotation, biological process: response to auxin.